Orbilia oligospora ATCC 24927 is the source of this 1146-nucleotide messenger RNA. RefSeq lists its product as uncharacterized. The record is from RefSeq and is a predicted model, not a curated record. Lineage: Eukaryota; Fungi; Ascomycota; Orbiliomycetes; Orbiliales; Orbiliaceae. The transcript has a single exon. Gene Ontology annotation, molecular function: protein binding. The coding region runs from base 1 to 1146 and encodes 381 amino acids.
AUGCACAUCCUCCAGCUUCCCGUAGAACUCCAACAGGAGAUUCUCUUCAACCUUGCAUGGCACGAACACUUUAUCGCAUCACAAGUCUGCCAGAAAUGGGCUUCAAUCUUCACCAGCGAGAAAUUCCGACGGAAGCGCUAUGUUUACGACAAAAUCCAACCAAAUGUACCUCUUCCGGGAUUCCCGACCAAUUGGGGAUUUCAGAGGUACCUCCCCCAGGAUGAAGGACCCCCGUGGCGAUCCCGAAGUGGUGGAGAGUUGAGUUUACACGGACUUUUGUGGUCCGACACGUUGAUUAUGUUCCUGAGCAGGGAGAAAGGAGAGGUUAAGGCCAGAUUACUGGUUACGGCUGACGCGGUUGGGUAUUUGACUGAACCGAGGGGGUUGGGACUGUUGAAGCAAUUCCAUGAGAAAAGAUACGGGCGACGAAGUCUUUAUGAUAUUACGGAGUCUCCUUUGCUGGAUCAUGAUAAAAUAUUCUUUUGGGGAGAACCAACGACGAAGAUUCCGAACCCCGAGGGUCAUGAGGAUGGGGGAAAGAAGGGAUUUGUAAAACAAGUUGGUUUUGCUAGUCCUGCUCCUAAUGACUCCCACAUAUCCGAAAAGAAUGGAAAAGAUGGAGGGUCAUCCGGCGAAGGAUCUGAUGCAGCCCGACCAGCUAUCUCGAAGAAGCUUCCAAAAGACCCACCGGUUGUUAUCUUCAGAGGUCCGGCACGUGUUCAUCAACUCAAACCGGGGAUACAACCUCGUUAUGUGAACAAUCCCGGUGAAUCAAAGAGUUCACCAUCGUCGGAGCAUAGACGCUGGACCGUCAAUGAUUUCGAAGAAACUUAUGAAAUCGGGACAGAGCCCUUACACUAUUCUGGGUCUAAUGGCGACAGUAUCAGAGACUUCCUCGAAACUAUACGGAAGUUUUUGGCAAGGGAUCUCUUUGUGGAUGAGAGUUCCACUUUGGCUUGCUGGUGUAUCUUCGAUACCGAGCAUAGAUACCUCUAUUCUUAUGAUCAGCAAUCAGGUGCCGGUAGUCUUUCACAUCGGGAUCCCAGAAGGAAUAUAUGGGUUCCUACGACCAUUCUUAGGAACGGCGAGAAACAAAACAAGCACAAGGUAGACUAUACAUCUAGAGCGCGAACUAAUCGAAAUUAG